Molecule: messenger RNA, 748 nt
Organism: Colletotrichum navitas
Lineage: Eukaryota; Fungi; Ascomycota; Sordariomycetes; Glomerellales; Glomerellaceae
Exons: 2
Coding region: 149-637 (162 amino acids)
Source: RefSeq, a predicted model, not a curated record
GUGCGUACAAAGUAACAUGCUUGCAAUGUACGUAUGCAUCCUGUGACGAAAGCAAGUUGGCAGAUUGAGGUGUGUCGACCUUGACUCUUCAUCCUGAUUCAACAGCAACCUGAUUCCCCCGCCCUUUUCCCCUUGUUAGGCAACAGCGAUGAUGGGAAAUGAAAACAAACAAAUAAAUAACAAGGACGAUGACGAUGACAAAUUGACAACAAUCUCACCCUGCCGUCACUCUGUGCCAAACAGCGUACUCGGAACAAGGAAAAUAGCUGUACAGGUCUGCAGCACUACCUAUUGCCGAGAGGGAAUCCACGCAUUGGACACUCUCAGGUCCCCAAUUGCAGGGUCUCGUGCUCAGUCUCAGUACCUAGUGUGUCCCCUGACGUCUCCUUCCAAUGUAUUACUUACCCCCUCUCUCUCCUCUCGCGCCACACGCCGCCCAACUUCCCAAACUCCGAGGGCACACGCACGACACGCACACACACACAUACAACGCACACAACACACAUAUACACAUACACACGCGCAGAUACCCGCCCAGCCUACAUCCGCACCCGACGGUUCACAAACAAACACAACACACAUAUCUGCUACUUCAGCCAAUACUACAGCCACUACACUACCUACACACAUAGUGUAGGUACGGUAAAUACUCUGUCCGCACAAAUAAACCAAGUCGGGGACAGGCUGAUCCCCCCCCCCGACUCGACAACGCUAGCAGCGAGUCAACGAUUGAUUGGGCCACAGGUUG